This is a messenger RNA of Salvelinus sp. IW2-2015, 2938 nucleotides long. RefSeq names its product regulator of G-protein signaling 9-binding protein. Gene Ontology annotation, biological process: G protein-coupled receptor signaling pathway. Gene Ontology annotation, cellular component: neuron projection. Lineage: Eukaryota; Metazoa; Chordata; Actinopteri; Salmoniformes; Salmonidae. The record is from RefSeq and is a predicted model, not a curated record.
CCGGACGAUGCUGGGCCAAUUGUGCUCUGCCCUAUGGGACUGCCAAUCACGGCUGGUUGUGAUACAGCCUGGAUUUGAUUUGUUGUCUGUAGUGARGCCUCAAGCACUGAGAUGCAGUACCUUAGACCGCUGUGCCACUCGGGAGCCCAAACUAGCAACCCUCCAGUUGAUGGCUGGCCUCUCUAACCGCUAGGCUACCUGCCACCUCAACAAUAAAAAGCAUUCAAAAACACAACUUUAGAUAUGAUUAGGGAAUAUGAUUUGUCAAAAUGUGUUGACAUAAACCACUUUUAUUUAUGGAAGAAUAGCAAGGGCACAGAUGGUUCCAUGGGCCUCAGCUGCUAGGGUUGGCCUAAUUGAAUAGUGUCUCCCUGAAGACCAGUUCCUGCCAGUGCCAGCAAGGAAACAGUAAGCAGGGGGGUGUGGAGGAGGAGCCCAAUACUGAGGGCUCACUUUGAAGUUGCUCAGUUGUUUUCAGUCGUGCCGAAGGUUGUCAACUUGGCCGUAGGCUAUAAGAAAGCAUGAGACCCUGAGGAGACUUCAAAACGGAGGUGGGUUCUUAAUCUAGUUUGAUUGUUUGGUGAUGAAUAAGUUGCAAAAUAGCUAUUAACUCUUGAUUCCUAAUGUCUUUAUUUUGUGUUUCAUAUGUGGUCAUUGUAAUAUUUGGUGGAGUUAGUGGCACAAUAUAGAUUUGGACUACUGAUAGUAAUGCUAAGUAUAAAUGUUUAUUGGAAUAUAAAAAGGGAGCCAUAUAAAGCAAAUACAACAUAUUUUUACAGUGAAAAUCAUAUGCCAAUCAUCAGAGAUUACAUUAUCAAUACUCAGGUCUAUAUUUGUUUUAAAAUACCAGUCCAUUUACCUGGUUUAGUGAGACUGUGUGAAGAAAUGUAUUAAUUCCAUCACAAGGCUAUUGCUUGAUGGGCUUAAAGACAUCCACCAGUGAUUUUUGUACUUUUACUGUUGAAAAGCGAUAUACCAAAUACAAACACAGUAAAGCACACACACUAAAGGGUCAAAAAUAUGUUUUGAGCAAAAUAGUUCAUAUUUUUUUCUGACACAACCGCAAACGUCAAGGAGUAUGGAAUUCAAACACUUGGUCUGAUGGUAAUCGGUGAAGUCGACGGCCUCCCUCCUUGCUUGAGGAGCAAUAGAGAAAAGCCACCCCCACAACUUGUGCUGUCACGACAUACCCGGACCACCUAUUGAGAUGCGCCUUUUGUUAGGUAACUCAGUUAAAUGAGGUGAAAAGGAGACUGGAGUGUCACAUUAAGGUCAGAGUGACAGGGCUGGGUUAGUUACUUUCUAAACGUAAUCAGUUACCUAAAUAAAAGGUACCUAGGCUGUCCAAAAUUGUAAUCGGUAAUGUAGUUCUCUUCCAAGGUUCAGAUGAAUCGGUGGCGGAGAUCAGUGGAUGAGAUCCAGGCCAGGAAACGGCAGGUCACAGAGUGUGAGCGUGCCCUGGAAGCCCUGUGCAAGGUGARUGCCUGUUUCCAACAGAUGGCCAUCUCUAUCGGAAGUAACUCAGACGGCAGCUUUCUGAGAGAGGAGAUGGACGAGACCAGAGCACUGGCUCAUAGAAUCUGCACAGGGGUGCACAGACGUCUGGUCCCUCUAUUGACAGAGAGGGRGACUGAACCUGGACAAGAGGAUCGAUUACAGGUGGAGCGACUGUGGGUUAUUUUCCUCACUGGGCUAGAGAACCUCCAACAGGACCUGCACAAAGCCAGUGACUUAAUAGACCGCUUCCCUUUGAAACAGAGGAAUGACCGCCGGGCCCUGGUGAACACAGGAGCUUCAGAUGGGGUCAUUGGGGUGUCUGCCCGAGCUGCUUCAGUCCAAACCCCAUGGCUAGCAGUGGAYGUGGAGCAAAACCCUGACCUAAAGACGCACAUCAACCAGAUUGACGCCCUGGUCAAGGAGAUGCUCCAGAAAGUCAGUAUUCCUUUCUGGGCAGUGGAGGCUACCCAAGAGGCCUGGGUGGAAGGCACUCAGURUCAGGACACUCCACACGAUCAGGAUGAGACUCUGGAAGAGAUGAUGGUGGUGUCCCAAGAUGACCAGAUGUCUGGGUGUUGUCAACCUCUAAACUGUAAGUUAGGCUGUAUGUUUUGUUUAUCGACCUGAAGACUGAGGUAUACUCUUGAACUGUUAAUGGUUAAUAAAACUUUGAAUAAAGCCUCAUACACCGUGCAAUAACAAGUAGCUACCAAAAUGMCAUUCCUGUGUACAAACUAAAAUGGGCAGUACUGCAAUUUUAAAACGACAGUACAGGACUGGCAUUUUGCGUAGCGUUCUUGUGUUGCAUACACAUGGUAUAAAUUAGGUUCMCUCAUGCACAAGUCAUUUCUAUUUACUAAUGAAAACUAUGAACGUUAGACAAAUGUCUUUAGACGCAGUCAAAGAACAAAUGCUUUAAGGUAUGAUCAACUAUAAAGAUCUCCUUGAUAAAAGGAUAGAUGUUUGUCAAAGACCUUGUAUACCUAGGUUAUUGAUUCAUUUUGUAAUACGCUGACUACACCGGGUGUGUGCAUCGACACACACGCAGGUUGAAAUAGCAAAACACCCAAUAUUAAUUUGGUGAACGGUCGAAAAGAGUCACGGACAUUUAGCUAGCUAAUUGGUCCCGGGAUAUAAAAAUUGCGUUAUUUUACCUGAAAUACACCAGGUCCUUUUCCCCCCUUGGKUCUUUGUGGGAUUUUGACCCAUUGAGUCACAAAUUCGUGUGCCCUCUCCAACAACUAAUCCACAGAUAAAAGGGAAAACCUAGUUCGUUUCUUGUAAUCGAUCCUUCUGUGGACUUUAUAUGGCGGUUGGCAACCAACUUUAAGGUGCAUUACCACCACCAACUGGACUUGAGCGCGGACCUAAAUUCAGCUUUCAAUCACCCACGUGGGUAAAUGCUCCUAAAAACCAAUGACGAGAUGAGGGACUUGACACA